CUGCUGCCACCUGGGCUCAGGAUGCACCACGGGAAAAGCACUUCAUUUCCUUCCCUCUCCUCCUGCAAGGACAGGAGCAACAAGGUGCUACCUCUUACUUAAGCCAUCUGAUUUUUCUCCAUGGCUCAGCUUUCACAUUAUAGAGGGACAAGGUGGAGUCUUGUACUUCUGUGUAAAGAUGUACAAAAAAGUUUGCUGGCAUUUGCCCACCAUGAGGAAUAAGGCCUUGCACUCCAAAAAUAAAAAAGUAAAGAAAAAUCCAAAGUGAAGGAUCCUGGAGGAGCCCCUUGAGAGCUAAAAACCACCCUCCCCUGAUGUGAAAGACUCAUCAUUUACGCUGCUUCUAGUGGGUCAGUGAAAAUGAACGUGUUGCCUCAAGCAGUCCUCCAAAGCCCAGGGGAGCAUCCCAAGUUCAUAGAGCAGCCUCUUUGCCCCCCAUUAGAGUUUGCAAGGAUUCAUUUGAUCAAAGACAAAGAUGCCAUAGAUGAUUAUUUGGCGAAGAAUAUCAAAGGGGUGUCAACACAAGAAGCUGCUGCUUACAGGAAUUCAUACAAGAAGAACAUCUGCAUAGACAUGCUGCGCCGGGGUUAUCACAAGUCCUUCUCUGAGCUCCUCACUCUGAUCCAGAAGUGGAAUGCCUUCAGGGAGGCUGCAGGGCCUGGGUCAGCCAUAUGGCAUGAGAAGUCCCUGGAGGAGCAGCCUGAUAAGCUGGAUCAGCUUUACCACUUCCUGACCGGGGCUGAGGCAGCCCGGCGAGCAGGGCACUAUGAGAAGGUGUAUGAUAACCAGCUUAGCUUGGCCUGCUUUUUCAAUGACCCUGAGGACAAAUGGUUAAGUAACUACUUUUAUGAGCAAAGCUAUAACACUGCUCAAUUAGUAGAAAUUGAUGGUGGGAAGAGAAAGGCACAAGCAUAUGUAAACAUGGGCAUCAUCGAAGAGGAAGAAGGUCAUGUCACGAAAGCUGCGGAGUAUUUUGAAACAUUUUAUGAGCUAACAGAGGGCACAUCAUGGACGGAUGAGACAGGCCGCACUUACACUUCACUGGCAUGUCAGCAUCUCUGGAGAAUUUAUACGUUGCUAGCAGACAAAAUGCUGGAAAAUAAACAACACCAAGAGGCCAUCAAAAUGCUAAUAAAAGCUUUAAAGAUGGCAAAAGAAGGAGGUGAUAUAAAGAUGCAUGGAGAAGCAGCCUAUUGCUUAAGUCUAGCAUAUCAUCUUUCUGGAGAACAUGAGACAGCAUUAGCAGUUUUGAACACCUCUGUAGAAAUCUUCACAACCCUUUGUGAUUCUGCUGGCCUGGGCAGAGCAUAUGCAGCUGUAGCCGAGAUCCUGGCAAGUCAGGGAAAAUCAAAUGAGGCUGUGAAGUACUUGGGAGAGUUUAUGAAGGAUGCUGAGAGCGCUAAUCUAAGCCAAAGCCUGGUGGAUGCAAAUGUCCUGCUUGGAAAAGUUCACAAUGAAAGAGGGAACUAUAACGAAGCUCUGGAAUAUUUCAGUCAGGCCUCUGAGGCAGCGAAAGCUUUGAACAAUUUGCCCUUGGUGGCUGAAACAGAGAGUUACUGUGGCAUCGCCAAGGCUCAUCAGCUGAUGGUGCCGUUCAACAGCCACGUAGCAGCAGCAGCCGAUCCCCUCAGCCUGCAGUGCCUGCUGGCAUGGAAGCAAAACAGAAGUGACAUGUGCACUGACCCUCUUCCAGCCGAACAUCAUCAUCCAGACACUUCCCUACAUCUCCUCAGGCAGAGAGGAUGCUGUCAUGCCUGGAGUGUCUUAGAAGAUGUAAAGCUAAAGUCAGAACCUGGUGAAGGAGCAAGUGCCUCAAAGCCUCUGUGAGCCUCUGUUCAAGACAUCAAUUCAAGAUCUUCCUGAGGAUGCCUGCUUAUUAACAGAGAAGCUGAAGUAUAAUGAGUACAAGAAGAUCCUUGAAGAGUGGUGCAACAAAGUAGGAAUUUCAGCAAAGGUUUUGGCAUUAAAUUUUUUUUUAUCAUAAGUAUCUGUCAUUUAAAUAUUUUUUUAAAUGACAAAGAGUAGUAGAAGAGAAAGUUUUUACUUUGUGCCCCCAUUUCUUAAUGUCUUCCAAAGUGUCAAGAUCCUCCUGUUAAGAUAUUAAACAUGAAUUGGAAUCCAAGAUGCUCAGUGCCUUGUAAGAUCAGGCUCCAAAUGUGUCUGGAGAGUUUUCUGUAAAUCCCAGAUUGUGGUCCCUCUCAGAAAAAACUUAUUCAUAAAGCUGCCAGUGGUUUUAGCAUGUUUGCAAUGGUUGGGGUUCAGCUGUAACUGAAACAGAAUAGCUCCAGCCUGGGUGGGACACUGUGGUGCAAUUUGCAAUUUUGAUCCAAUCUAUAUCACAGGUUGGACUCAAAACACAACCAGGUUUGUUUAAAAUCCAUCUGGAUGCAAUCCAGUGCCAUGUGCUGUGGCAUAACCCUGCCUGGAGGUGGGACCAGAGGUGGUCCCCUCCCUGACCCAUUCUGUGACUCUGUACUUCACACCAUCAGGUAAACUAAAAUUCUGCUUAGGUUCUUUCUGGUAAAUGAUCUGAAGCACUGAUUUUGGAGUCUGUGUAAAACAUUGUGCCCCAUUUUGAGCUGAUGAAACUCCUGACAGUGGGUUUCCCACAUGACCCACUGACAUCUGUGGUCUUCACAGUUCUCAGAGAACUCCGAGUCCUCAGAGCCUGCUGCUAUUGCUGUUGGCAUUAGGAAGAGUUAGAGAAGAUGGAAGUUAUCACUUUGCAAAAUACACACAAAACCAGGAUUUGGAACCUUUGAAUUUUAUUUAGGAAAAUUGAUGAUUCAUAAUUUCACAUAUUAGAAAACCCCUGCUUUCAAACUAAACAAAAAAAGCUUUAUCACUCCCAAUAGCCAACCAUUCCUUUUUUUAAAUGGAGGUUUCCACACUCAGAGUUUGUAGCAAGGUCCAUUAGACCUAUAAUCAGGUUUUAUGAUGGUGUUUGAGCAAGCAUUAGCUUCUGCCAUAGUAAUAACUCAAGUCACAGUUUUCUUCAGGAUUGUACUCCGAGUAUUUGGUUGACAUGUGACAACAGGGUUUCUCCUGUUUCCCUGUUAAAGAAUAGUAAAAAUGUAUCAUUAACCAGCUCUUAUUAGACUAUUUUUGAUCCAAAAUGCUGUAUACAUGCAAUUUAAAUACAAAUAGCUCAAUAAUUUUAUUCUUUUGUUUAUAUGUCUUUAUUGUCUGAGCACCAUGCUUAUUAUAACAAUGUUAAUUUAGAAGUCUUUUGCAAGGCUGAAAAGUUGUAUAGAAAUAUUCCCACGUGCAAUUAUGCACACACAAAGCAACAAAUCUCUUUGCUGAGUGUUAAAAUGAGGUAAACAUUUUAUGGAAACCAGAAAGAGAAACAGGACUACGAGUUAAACAUAAACAUCUGUAUUGUUUACCCCUUAAUUUGCCCUCCUAUAUUUUAAUAGUAUUGAUACGAAAUAAGAAAACCAUUCUAAAAUCAGCACAAUUUUUCAAAUAAUAUCUUAAAAUCCUGUUAAUCUACAAGCUCUUCUAAUCUUUGUAAAUAUAGCAUGACUGCUAAUUUUAGAUAUUUGGAAUUUCUUUUAUCAAAAUAUUGUCAAAAGAAAUUACAUAAUUGAAUUUGGCCUUCAUAAUAAAAAAAAUUACAUAAAAUAACAUAAACCAUGCCAAGAUUCUAGAAAAGACAAUUAUUAAUUUAUCAAAGGCAAGUUUCUAAAUUCCUAAUGGCUUUUAACCCCAUGUACAUUUCUGCAGGAACUGAACAUUCUGGUUUUGUGUCUCAAAAGUUAUUGUGUAGUUAUGUUAAACAGCAUCCAUGAUUUUCACUAUUUUUUGCCAAUCUGUAGUCGUUACUGCAUGAUAACUCUGGUAUGCUUGUGAAAAAUGGUCAGGAAUUAAUCCCCUAGAGCAUUAACUCUCCCAUACUUUUUAACACUUUUUCAUCAUGCAGCUUUUAAUAAAAAUAAGGGGAAAUCUAUCA
Passer domesticus (house sparrow) is the source of this 3955-nucleotide messenger RNA. It is a transcript of the gene TTC29, whose product is annotated as tetratricopeptide repeat domain 29. Gene Ontology annotation, biological process: cilium movement. The record is from RefSeq and is a predicted model, not a curated record. Gene Ontology annotation, molecular function: protein binding. The transcript has 14 exons. Gene Ontology annotation, cellular component: sperm flagellum. The coding region runs from base 361 to 1827 and encodes 488 amino acids. Lineage: Eukaryota; Metazoa; Chordata; Aves; Passeriformes; Passeridae.